Molecule: messenger RNA, 3542 nt
Organism: Ostrea edulis (European flat oyster)
Lineage: Eukaryota; Metazoa; Mollusca; Bivalvia; Ostreida; Ostreidae
Product: somatostatin receptor type 4-like
Exons: 2
Coding region: 211-1194 (327 amino acids)
Biological process (GO): G protein-coupled receptor signaling pathway
Cellular component (GO): plasma membrane
Molecular function (GO): G protein-coupled receptor activity
Source: RefSeq, a predicted model, not a curated record
UUUAGUCAUAAAAUGAGUACAUUGUUUACCAAUGAAAUGAUGAAACACAGCAAUCAAUACAUGGCAUUCAUAAUUGAAGGCAAAGUUCUAUCUGUUUUAGGAAAUUCUUGAAGUGAAAGAGCAUCAUUCACAGCUUAAACAGUGUUGACACUCCUGACAGUCGGUAAUCUGAAAUUUGGACGUUGAGGUAUUAGUGGUUAUAGGUUGGAUAUGUAUUCACUGUCAACAACAACUCCUCCAACAUUGACCGAAAACCAACCUUCGGAGAACUACCCUUCUGAAAACAAUUACGUGAACAGUACGUUAAUGGAAGGUGAUUCUAAACAAAACAGCUCCGAACACACACCAAUCCAAUUUCCUGUAGAUAUCUCCGAAGAAUCACUCCUGCAUGACGCCAGUUUCAUCAUUGCCACUAUUCUUUGCAUUGCUGGAGUUUUGGGAAACAUUGCUACCUUGGUGAUCAUCAUUCUGAAGAAAAAACAUAAAGUACCUACAUACACGGGGAUAUUUUGUUUAUCUCUGGCCGACACUCCAAGCUUGGUCCUUCGGUAUUUCUUAAACUUUCGUAUGAUUUUUGCUAAGAUAGUGUCAUCUGAAUACAUUUUUGCUAUUAGUUUUUUUACGUGCUUCUCAUCAAAUUUCCAUGUCGUCAUAAUUGCGUUUUUACGCUAUAUUUACGUUAGUAAGCCGUUUUACAGCCGUACGUUGACUUGUCGUAGAGUCCUGUAUCUGUCAGCUGGAGUCUGGAUGACUUCCCUUGUUCUGUCGAUUUUGUACACUGUUCAUCUAUAUUUAGUAGAAGAAAAACACAUGUCAUUGUCUCAAAGUUAUAUUGUUGAAGUGAUUUUGCAAUGUUUGCUAUUCCUCGGGUCUAUAAUUCCAGUUAUUAUAUUCCAUAUCCUAAAUAUUGUACAAUUACGUAAGGGUUUAUCAAAAUUUACAGUUUCUUUCUCAAAAUCAAUGUCUACAAUGCUGACUACCGUUGUCGUUAUUUUUGUAUUGGCCAACAUUCCAGCUAUUGUUGUGAAUGCACUGUAUUUCAGAAAUAUACAUUUAAGUGUUGAGAUUAGACCGAUAGUAUAUAUUCCUUUGAUGCUAAACAACAGCGCAAACCCUUUUGUUUAUUUUUUAUUUUCGGAGACGGUUAGAAAGAGGCUACAGGUAUUUGGUUAUUGUAGCUGUUUCCGGAAGUGAAUACAGUACAACAGAAUUCAAAAAUGCAUAGUGUACAUCUCUCGCCAUUAAUUGCUAAGAGAAGGAUCGCAUGUUUACACCCGCAUUUUCUGAAGAAAGUUCGGAUACAUUGCAUAUUGUUCUUACCCUGGACCCUCUCUCCAUCUGUCACUUUCUUCUUCCUCAAGUCCCGUGGGGAUCCGGGUUAGAAUAGGUCUUGAGUAACCCUUGCUUGUCGUAAGAGACGACUAAAUGGGACAGUCCUUCAUAUGAGACCACAAAAACCGAGGUCCCGUGUCACAGCAGGUGUGGCACGAUAAAGGUCCCUCCUUACUCAAUGGCCAUAAGCGCCGAGCACAGGACUAAAUUUUGCAGCCCUUCACCGGCAAUGGUGACGUCUACAUAUGAGUGAACAUUUCUCAUGUAGGAGGUUAAACAACAUACGAUCAACUGAUCUUCUUCCUUAAUUUCCUCCUUUAUCUUAAGCAGUAACCAAUUCAUUUUUUCGAUUAUGAUAGGUGGUGUCCUGAAGGUUUGUAAGAGGGUUUUGUAAUAUUUAAUUUUACCCUGGGGCAAAAAUCUGGUUCCUAGAACUUUUCGUACAGUUUACGCAAUAGUCAAAUCAUCGUUUGGAAGAUGAUUGGGGAUAUACUCGGGAAAAAAACCUGGUUCCCAGAACUACUCCUAUAAUCUGUGCAGUUGCGAAAUAAUCUUUGGGAAAAUUAUUGGUGGUUUACUUUGGGUGUGCAAUCAGUUUUCGGAAUCUUCAUUCUGAUCAUCGGGAUUAAGAAUCGGCGUUAUUUCGACAAAAACCCUAAUUCCCAGAACUUCUCUUACAUUCUACGCAGUUACCAAAUCAUAAUUUGGAAGGUACUUGGUUGUGCACUAUAAAUAUGCAAUGAGAUUUCGGAAUUUUUAUUUUUACCCUUGGGGCCAAUUAGAGGUUGAAAAACGUUUUUCUAUAGAGGGGCAAUUGGCAUGGAAAACGUCGAAUAAAAACCUGGUACUCAGUGCAAUGUGUGAUCUGCACCAAGAGUAUAUUCGAUUUUAGGGUUGGAAUCUUAACCAUUUCAAAGAUAUUUUAACAAUAAAAAAUGGUGGGGGUUGGGAUUACCCCAGGGCACCUGUCCAUCAGAAAAAUUCAUGCAUCUUGAUAUGUGCAGCGGGAAUAUGUAUGGUUAAGGAGUCAAGACCUCCGUUGUUUUAAAAAAUAUUUCAACAGUAUAGGAUAUGAAAAUGUGAAGAUGACGAACAGUAAUCAAUCUAAUAACUCUGAUAAGGAGUACAAAAUUAAGAGUUGGACAAACACGGACCUCUGGAUAUACUAGAGGUGGGAUCAGGUGCCUAGGAGGACUAAUCUCCUGGUGACCGGUCACACAGGCUGUAGGUCCUGUAUCUUGAUCAGGUAAACGGAGAAAUCCACAGCCAAAAUCAGCGCGCAGAGAACGGCCCAACAAUCUUUAUGAAAUACGGCAAACUAUCUAAGUACGAAGCAGAAGAAGAGUCAGUGGUGUCUUUUAUUUUGAGUUGCCCAGGAUAGUGAAUCCACAUAUGAAUGAAAAUGAUUAUUGUUCAUAGAUAAACCGUCGUCGAUAUAUCAAAUGUCGAAUUGAAGGCUAUAGCUAGAGAUUAUUGAGUAAACAUUGUGGUUCCCAUGUUACACAGGUACGACGGGGACUAUGUCUAAAGAUAAACAUUUGUGUGCGAGUAGUGCUGUCUUUUAACAGCAUCUAGUUUAAAAUCACUUUACUAAAAUGUUUAAAUUGGUGUGUUUUCCAUGAUGAUAUUAUGUACAUUUAACAAAAUUAGUAUCUAUUUUAACUUGACAUUGUUGUGUUCAAUGUUAAAUAGAGGUAUAUCAGUUGUCAAUAGAUGUAUACUUAAAUGAUAUGUGUAGUGAAAAAUUGUUUGUUACAUAUAGAUAUGAAUCUGAGAGGACAUGAUCAAGGGUCAUGGAUGGUAUUCCCUCCAAAUCAUGCCGCCAGUUCCUUAAGCUCCAAUUUACAAACAAAUCAUUAGAUGUCGUCAACAUAAGCAACAUUCAUAAAAGAGUUGAGUCGUGUAUUCCAACUUAUUUCAAGUUGAAGUCUACACCCAGUAUUUCUUACAAAUAUACUUCUACUAUUGCAUCCAAACUUUUCAAUUAUAAACCAACUUUGCCGUGCCUAGGUAUAAACCAUCUUAUACUUAGUCUACCCACUAUACGUGUUCUUCUUCAUCUUCUUUCAACAUGGACAUGUCAUUACUGGUGGUGAUCCACGACCCGUACUGGUUUAAAGAGCCUGUGAUUGGCAACAUCCAUAAUCACAGAGUUCAGUCAAAAUUCAGUUGUUGAAAAACCCAAGUAUAGACUAGUUGUGACUUCUUCA